Messenger RNA from Coffea eugenioides, 870 nucleotides. RefSeq lists its product as uncharacterized. Gene Ontology annotation, molecular function: nucleic acid binding; RNA-DNA hybrid ribonuclease activity. The transcript is spliced from 3 exons. Bases 1 to 870 code for a protein of 289 amino acids. Lineage: Eukaryota; Viridiplantae; Streptophyta; Magnoliopsida; Gentianales; Rubiaceae. The record is from RefSeq and is a predicted model, not a curated record.
AUGGAUUUUUGGCACGAUAACUGGAUAGGGUCUGGUCCGUUGUGUCACCGGGUGGAGAUUUUUCAGGAUCAACAGGUGGUGGAUUUUGUUUCUAGAGGGGAUUGGGACAUCCGUUCACUCUCGCAGGCGCUGCAGCCGGAGUUGGUGCGGCUCGUGAUGGCUAGCAGGCCUCCGACGUGCCAGGGGGAGGACAGAAUGGAGGAACGCUUGAAUCACCUCUUCUGCAUAGGGGAAACUGCCCGGCAGGGGGGUGAUGCACGAGGGAAGGACAGCUGGGGGAGCGGUGGUGGCCCAAACCUUGUAGCGGAUAAGGGAGUUGUUGUAGGUUCAGUUCCCAUUGCUAGUAUGGCCACACAGAUCUUGGGAGAGCUUGCACGGCAAAAGACGUUGACUAUCCUGCCUGUCAGAUGGAUGUCCCCGGGAGUAGGUUAUAAGUUGAAUACGGAUGGUUGUGCGCUUGGGAAUCGAGGGCGGAAUGGAGGAGGAGGAGUGGUGCGGGAUUCUCGAGAGGGUUUUCUUCUUGGGUUUGCAUGGUUUCUAGGCGUCACCACGAGCCUCCAUGCUAAAUUGAAGGCUUUAGUAUAUGGGGUUAAUCAAUGCGUUGCUCGGGGGUAUUUGGAUCUGCACUUGGAGGUGGACUCGCUAUCCCUGGUUCGAAUCAUUUCUGGGGAUCAUGCAUGCCCCUGGCGGUUGCAGGUGGAGUUGGACGAGCUUAUGCAACAUCAGGGUCUGUUUCGAUCCGUCAAGCAUUGUUAUAGAAAGGCAAACAAACCAUCGGACAGGUUGGCUAAGUUGGGUGCGACGGAGGGCACUGACUCCGUGUUUGAUUCCUUUGAAGCGCUUCCCCCUCUGGUUCGCGGGGAUAUAUGA